Molecule: messenger RNA, 381 nt
Organism: Oppiella nova
Lineage: Eukaryota; Metazoa; Arthropoda; Arachnida; Sarcoptiformes; Oppiidae
Source: the annotation of a GenBank genome assembly
AUGGGAUUACAAGCAUUUAAAGUAUGGUGCAAGGACAAUGUCUACUCCCUAUUGAUUAUAAUAAGUGCUAUAUUGGGACUCAUUUGUGGAUUUAUACUGAAGUCCAUAUUCACUAUAAGUCCACUAUUAUUGACUUAUAUCGGACUCCCGGGAAAACUAGUUAUCAGGGCAUUUAUGAUGAUUAUAGUGCCUCUUAUUGUCUCAUCUCUGGCCACAAGCAUAACUAAUACUAAACGUGGAGAUAAUAAACGGGUUAUGUCGACUGAUAAUGAAGUGGUAGUAGACAAUAGUGGAGACCCUGGUGUUGAUAUCAAACAAAUGAUUGCGAGUCAGGACGAGAGUAUAUACGAUGUGUUUAUGUAUGAAUCUCAUACCGGAUAA